Messenger RNA from Hypoxylon trugodes, 1101 nucleotides. Its product is annotated as L-asparaginase. The coding region runs from base 1 to 1101 and encodes 366 amino acids. NCBI's taxonomy places the organism in Eukaryota, Fungi, Ascomycota, Sordariomycetes, Xylariales, Hypoxylaceae. Gene Ontology annotation, molecular function: asparaginase activity. The record is from RefSeq and is a predicted model, not a curated record. The transcript has a single exon.
AUGGUAUCAUCCAAGUUUCUGGCUUUAGCCGCGACAGCAUCCCUAGCUCUGGGAUCUCCCCUCCCCCUUCCCGCGGGAUUCCGCCUCUCACUGCGCGAAGACAGACCGUUUAACGCAAGCCUACCAAAUGUAACCAUCUUCGCAACAGGCGGCACCAUCGCCGGGAGCGCAAGCUCCAGCGACCAAACAACAGGGUACCAAGCCGGCGCUCUCGGCGUCGACGUUCUCAUCGACGCAGUACCGGAGCUCUGGAACGUGUCCAACGUGCGCGGCGUACAAGUCUCAAACGUGGGGUCCGAAGCCGUGACUCCGGCCGUCCUCCUCAACCUCGCGCAACGCGUGCAAGCCGCUCUCGAUGAUCCACUAUGUCAAGGCGCGGUCAUAACACACGGCACCGACACAUUAGAAGAAUCCGCAUUCUUCGUUGAUUUAGUAAUCCGCUCCGAAAAACCCGUUGUUUUCGUAGGCGCCAUGCGCCCCGCAACAGCCAUCAGCGCCGAUGGUCCAAUUAAUCUCCUCGAAGCCGUGACCCUUGCCGCGGACCCGGAUGCGCGGGGUCGGGGCACGAUGAUUGUGUUGAAUGAUCGGAUCGGAACCGCGUUUUAUACUACCAAGACCAAUGCCAAUUCGUUGGAUACGUUUAAAGCAGUUGAGCAGGGAUAUUUGGGCUUCUUCAUUAAUAUCAAGCCGAAGUUUUAUUUCGCGCCGGCGUUGCCGUGGAAAAAACCGUAUUUCGAUGUUACGAAUGCGACGAGUCUGCCGCAGGUUGAUAUUCUUUUCGGACACCAGGCGCUCAAUCCGGCUCUAGCGACGGCUGCGGUCGCGAGCGGGGCGAAAGGGCUCGUGUUGGCUGGUAUGGGAGCUGGGGGUUGGACUACGGAGGGAGAUGCUGCGAUCGACGAGGUCAUAAAGAAUAACGGCACUGCUGUAGUCUACUCGCGACGGUCGAUGGAUGGGUACGUUGAGCCGGAGGGUGAUAUUGAAUUUGUGUAUGGAGGUGGACUUCUAAACCCGCAGAAGUCGCGUAUUAUGCUGCAAUUGGCUCUUUAUGCCGGAUACGAGGAUGCUCAGCUGAGGACAUUAUUCGAACUCGAUGGAUAA